AUGCUUGUGGCACCAAUUGGGUGGUCCUCCAAAACGUUUCCCUUUGAAAGACGGGGAGAUUCGUCUGUUGGAGCAGCAACAGCCGAGCCCUUGAAGUACAGACUCAGGAAAAUUCUCGUUGCUGCAAGCUCCCAAUUACGUUUCGUUGUCCUAUGUCUGGGGAGACACAGUCUCGAAGAAACCGUCUACGUGGAAGGCGUCCACACCACUGUCACGGACAACGUAUCCCGCGCCCUGCACGGCUUAAGAAGACGUAAUGCAUGUGUGGUACUCUGGACGGAUGCGCCGUGCAUCAGCCAGAAAGAUCAUAGGGAGCGAUACCAUCAAGUCAGCAUCAUGGGAUAUAUUUUUCACUUGGCUUCUAGCAGUGUCAUUUUUCUCAGAGAGGGAUGGGAGUGCUUGGGCAUUGCUUGCGAAUAUCUCGACCUUGCCGCUCAGCAAAGCGAUGGUUACUUGCGCCCUUCACUUGAGCCACAUCUAGAAGUUAGUAGUAUCCGAUCCCCGUCCCUGAAUGUCAUGCUAAGGGGCUUGCAUGUGGAACUAGAGUGA
Messenger RNA from Colletotrichum destructivum, 549 nucleotides. RefSeq names its product Putative heterokaryon incompatibility. The record is from RefSeq and is a predicted model, not a curated record. Bases 1 to 549 code for a protein of 182 amino acids. The transcript has a single exon. Lineage: Eukaryota; Fungi; Ascomycota; Sordariomycetes; Glomerellales; Glomerellaceae.